Messenger RNA from Pipistrellus nathusii (Nathusius's pipistrelle), 2004 nucleotides. Lineage: Eukaryota; Metazoa; Chordata; Mammalia; Chiroptera; Vespertilionidae. The record is from the annotation of a GenBank genome assembly.
AUGGACUCUGAGUACAUCUUAUGCAGUUGGAAAGGCCGCUUUUGGCCAGCAAGGGUUUUGUCCAGAUCUGAAACGCCACCGAAAAAUAAGGGGGAAAAGGUAUGUUCUCUCGAAGUUCAAAUACUCUCAGUGGGUAAAAAGAUGAAAGUGAAAAACAAAGACAUAAAGAUCCUUGAUGAGUCUCAAAUCGAAUCUAUUACCUCCUCGCUAGGGGCCCAGUCCACAGCCAGAGUCCCACCAGGGGAGGGAGAGGCCUACAAAAGCGCUCUCACUCUGGCCCUGGAUAUUCUGCGAGAGAGAGCAGACCUGGGUGCAGCCAGGGCAUUCGAUGAUCCAGAGACCACUACAGUGUCUCAAAAGGGACCCCAGAAGCGAUCUCAUAAAAAGUUUCCAAAGCCCAAAGGGAGCUCACCGAGAAAUCUCAGGAAAAGUAAAAAACCCAAGUCAUUGUUGGUAGGUUCCCAGGGUGAGGAUGACCCCGAAGGUGACAAAUCCCAGGUGCACACUUCCCUGGCUCCCUCUCCAAGGAGAAGGCGAAGAAGACCCCCAAAGAGCCACAGCAUGUGCUCCAACCUCCCAUCACGUUCAGAAGAUGAGCGUGAGGCAGAGGGCCUGGCAAAAACAGGCACCUCGAGAGUUCCUUCCCGGACUCUCUCAGCCAAGCAGGAGGCUGCAGGUGCCAAAGAGGGAGGCAGCCUUCCACCUCAGCCAUCUGGUUCCGGAGUCACCGUGUCCAAGGCCCAGAAAAAAAAGGCACCACGUGGCACCUGCCCGAAGACCAUGGCCGUCUCCUCUGAGGGCCCUCCCUUCUCUGGAAAAAUCCAGGAUCCUGCAGAAGGUGUCCAGGUGCCAGGCUCACAAGGGUCAGCAGCAUCCUCCAGUGAUCUUAACCUCAGUCCGCGUUCUUCACCCCGUUUGGCCUGCAAAGUAAGGAGGCAUUGGGGGCCCGUGUUUUUGAGAGAACGGAAAAAACGCCAGCCUUCAGCUGCCUCUAAGGCUUCUCACCCAACCACCGCUGUUAAGAAGAAGAAGGGUGCCAAGGGAGCGGGACAACCCACAAGCAUGGCCUUCCCGCAGGAGCCGUGUCCCAUUGAAACAGGAAUGAUGGUCUGGUUUAAAUUCCAAAAUCUCCCGUUUUGGCCAGCAGUGGUCAAGAGUGUGAACCACACGGAGCGGACGGCCAGGGUGCUUCCGCUUGAGGCAGACUUGCACCGUGACCAGCGUGGCCUUCGAGUGCCUCUUCGGAGACUGAAGCACCUGGAAUGCAAAGCGAAGGAGAAGCUGCUGAAGAGAGCCAGGAAGGUGUACCAGCAGAGCGUGGACUGGUGCUUCUCCCUGAUUUCCCACUACAGGGAAAGGCUCGCUCAGGGAUCUUUCUCAGGCUCUUUCCUGGACUACUAUGCUGCGGACAUCAGCUACCCCAUGAGGAGAGCCGUCCAAGAGGGGGAGCUGUUCAUUGUCUUUCCCAAGGUGAAUUACGCAGACCUGGAAGAUUCUGAGGAGGAGAGCUCCCAGGGCAAGAAGAAGAUCCUCCCCGACCGCAUGAAGGCUGCUCGGGACCGAGACAACCAGAGGCUCGUGGACUUCAUCGUGAAAAAGAAGGGGGCUGACCAACACCUUCUGGACAUCGUCAAAGGCAGGAAGCAGUCCAGGUGGCUGGUGUCCUUUCUCAAUUCAAGUAGGUAUGUGAUCUGCGUGGAAACCUACCUGGAGGAUGAAGACCAGUUGGAUAUCGUGAUGGAUCAUCUAAUGGAGAUCUACAAGCACAUAGACAAGAAGAAGUUGCUUCUGACCAGAGACGACAAAGUGAGUUUUGUCCUGGAAGUCCUUCUGCCAGAAGCCAUCAUCUGUUCCAUCGCUGCACUUGAUGGGAUAGAUUACAAGGAGGCAGAAGAAAAGUACCGUCGAGGGCCACCCGUGCGUUACCGGGAAAAAGAUCUCUUUGAUGAAAAUAUCUUGAAGAAAAUAAAGAAGAGACGGUCAGUCAGGGGCAGGGCUAGAUAG